GUAAGUUAUUACUAUUUUUGAUUACAUUUAGCAAGUGGUGACUUAUCACUUAAGGCCAAAGUGUUAUAAAUGGUCUACAAGAAUAAGAAACCUGAGAGGGAGCAGUCCAUAAAUGUAAAUAAAACUUCCAAGUAUGGCUGGAUAAUGUUACAAGCAGGAACAAUGAUCCGUCUCAUAAGUGUAAAGAAACACGAGGUGUAGAACCAACAUUGUACAUCCUGAUAGAGUUUACAGUACAACUACAAGUCGACAAUACAUGUACUGGGCCACAAGUUCUGAACAGGAGUAGGAAAACAAAUACUUUAAUAUUAAUACACUGUAUUGGCUGGGUGCAGUUAUUGAACGCCUUCUGAACAGAGACAGCCGCCUUCCCACGACAUUCAAAGUUUAAUGGCCGGGCACACCCUGAUGAUGUUAAAAGACAGUAGAGAAAGAAGAUAGAGACUGAGUAAGACAGCGCAUAAAGGCAAAAUACAAUUGGACAUGGUUGUAAUUGAGUCAGUGCUUAAUGAAGGAACGUCCGUCAAUUAAGAUAUUAUUAUGUGACAUUGCAAGAUACAAUACGGAUAAGGGUCUCAAUCCAAACAGUUAUGUGUAACAUAAUAACAUAUACAAGCCCAGUUAUAUACCAUACAAUCUAUUAGCUCACCAUCUAAACAAUCUGUCAACGGCAAUGUUUUCAACCCUGAAGCUUCAUUGAAACAAGUAAAUGUCAAUUGUAGUUUCACCUGGCUUUAUAAAUGAACUACUGUCAUUGGGGCCAUCACGUUAUCUCACUACAAUGGUGAAUUAACUACAAAUCACGGACCGAAUGUGCUCAGGAAACAGGAUUUUCAGAAUCGGAACUUUAGACGACUUCAAAAAUCAGGAUACCUAUAGAUUGUGUCGUGAAUGCAGAAACUCUAGUUAUAAUGAUGAACUAGCCGACCUUACAUAUUUGAGGGGACCUAAUUGGUUACAAAAGCAAUAUGAUGUAUUCUUUUGUCGUGUUUUGCCUUUAGCUGCUAAUAAAAAUUUGGUGUCAUAGCGACAUUAACAUAAACAUGAUGAAAUAAAAUCUCGGGUUUAAUUAUUUUCCUAACUCAUUCAUACCCAUUUGGAACCGACAGGACUGACCGAGUGCGCAUAGCAAAGAUUUGUGGAGACAUCAUAGGCUUCAUAGGAUAUCACCUCUAAAUAACACCUGCCGAGAAUAAAGUUUAUCAAACCUGGUCAUAUAUAAUUGUUGAAAGUGUAUAAUAUUCUUAUAUUUUUAUAUUUAUUGCUGUCAAGUGUGAAGGAGUGAUAAAUUAAACCAUGUGCACGAAUCCCCGACAGUCGCUAGACCUUGAGCCUGAAGACAGGUACGAGAACAUUGAGAAAAACAGGAACAGUGACUGGCGACGAGACUCCCGAUACGUCCCCUCAAGAAUGAGUGUCAGUGGGCACCAUAACACUUGGUUGAAUAGUGUUUUUAGAAGAAGAACAGACUCGGUUACAAAAUAUCUCCAGAGUACGGGGAGGCGAGUCUCUUUAAAUGAUCUUCACUCACAAACCUUGAAACGCAAUCGAAAACGCUUGGUCGCGAAAAAUGGCGACCGAAAUAUUAUCCAAACUGACAUCAAGCGCCGUGGACAGGGAUACCUCGCUGAUAUAUUUGUGACUCUGGUCGAUACAAAGUGGAGACUGAUACUGUUGAUGUUCGUCAGUGGAUUCAUCUUAUCUUGGCUUGUUUUUGCACUUCUAUGGUGGAUCAUUUGUUUUUCUCAUGGUGAUUUUGAACACACGAGUGAUAUCGAUUGGGUACCAUGUGUGGACGCUGUGGAGGAUUUCCCCACAGCGUUGUUAUUCAGCAUAGAGACGCAACACACUAUAGGUUAUGGUGGUAGGGCAACUACCUCAAAGUGUCCAGAGGCCAUCAUAUUAAUGAUGCUACAGUCAUGUAUGGGAACACUGAUGCAGGCUAUUCUCACAGGAAUCGUAUUCUCAAAGAUCCAGCGACCAAAACGCCGUUCUCACACGUUGAUAUUUAGUAAGAACGCCGUAAUCUGCAUGCGAGAGGGUAAUUUGUGCCUACUGUUCCGAGUUGGUGAUAUGAGGCGCUCACACAUGAUUGGUGCGCACAUCAGGGCUAUAAAAGUAAAGAAAAGUGUCACUAAAGAAGGUGAAGUCCUCCCGUUGUUUGAACAAGACGUAGCGUUUCAUGUUCCGCCUGAUGGAAAUCUUUUCCUUGUCUGGCCAGUCAUGGCGUGUCACAUCAUCGAUAAAAACAGUCCGUUUUAUAACAUCUCUAGUGAGGAUCUUCAACGUGAUAAGUUUGAACUUAUUGUCAUCUUAGAAGGGACUAUUGAGUCGACGGGAAUGUCCGCCCAGGCUAGAACGUCCUACUUGCCAUGUGAGAUUCUGUGGGGACACAGAUUUAGACGUCUUACUAUGUAUCAAAAAGACACGGGCGAGUAUCAGAUUAGGUAUAAUAACUUCCACGCCACUGUGCCCGUGGACACACCAAACUGUAGCGCCAAAGCUAUGUUUGACAAUCCCGACAUGGACACGAACUAUCCGUCAGAAUACGAAGAAACCAUACUUCCCACACCUUCCUCCGAGUAUCCACCGAUUCCAAAUUUUAAUGUUCCUAUAGUUACAUUUGAAGACACGGAUAAGUUGAAUAAAGAUGAAGAGGCAUUCUUGUGUGAUAUCAAUGAUGGGGACCACCAAAGAGAAGAGUGUGACCUGUGCAACAAUAACCUAAUCAACCAAAGUAGCCAAUGUCGUGAGCUCAAACUUGACCCCACUGAGCUACAUUCCGAUUCAAAUACUAAAACUCAAAAUGGUGACGCCAAAAUCGUUAGCAAUGUUACAAAUCUUGCCGAAAAUACCGAUGCAGAUCAUUUAAAGCCACCAUCUAGAAAAAUUAUUAAGUCAAAGGGCAGCAAAAUAUUUACGGUUGAGAAAGCAGAUCACAUACCCGUAUCAUUGGCGAAACCUGGUAUCAUGAAGCUUAAAAACAGGAAGGACAGUUGUACUUCCUCUGACACUGACAGUCCAGUCAAAGAACGCCCUGCACCGCUCGUGAGAAUGCGAAGUGACAGCAGCAUAAGUCUGGACACAAUGGACGAUUAUGACGAUUAUAUUGAUAGGAAAACCGAGGCUAACACAUUGAGAAAUUUACGAGAGAUAUCCCCAACUGGGAUCUGACAAUUGGCAAUAUGCAUAAAAUAGAAUUUCAUAACUAUUAUGAUUGAUGCGAACUGCUGAUAUAUACUGUGUUAUAUGAAACCAUGGGCUUUCUCUGUGAUAGUCCAUGCUGAAACUAGUGCCUUAUAAUUAGGUCAUAAGGUUUUGGAUAAGAGAUGUAUGUUUUUAAAUGCUCAUUAGUAAAUUGAAUGCUCUUCAAAAUUAAAAGUUAAUAUUUACCCCCAGUAAAAUGUGCAUUUUGGGGAUUCGUGUUGUUGAUUGAUGUUUUAAAAAAUGUAGCGUUGUCUACAGUUUCCAAUAAAUAGAACAAAAUGAAUAACAGGAACUUAGACUCACAGACUGUUCUUUUUCGCGCAACAGAAAUGUUUCCUAGUAAAAUUGGGCAUAACAAUAAGAGACAUACAUGUA
Messenger RNA from Owenia fusiformis, 3582 nucleotides. The record is from the annotation of a GenBank genome assembly. Lineage: Eukaryota; Metazoa; Annelida; Polychaeta; Sabellida; Oweniidae.